Molecule: messenger RNA, 1091 nt
Organism: Cajanus cajan (pigeon pea)
Lineage: Eukaryota; Viridiplantae; Streptophyta; Magnoliopsida; Fabales; Fabaceae
Biological process (GO): protein histidyl modification to diphthamide
Cellular component (GO): cytosol
Molecular function (GO): metal ion binding
Source: RefSeq, a predicted model, not a curated record
AUUCGUUACCAAAUUUGCCACCACCCCACAACGCUAAUUACCAGCAAAGUUUGCAGCUUUACACUGCAGGAUAAAAACCAGCCACACCCCAUUAGAUAGUAGCCAAUAGAUUCAAAGUUGAGAGAAAGAAAGAACCAAGCAAAGCCUGGCAUCAUCAUCAUCAUCAAAUCCAGACACAACAAUGGCACUAAAAAGAGCAUUGUGGUUGUUGAUGCUGAUGCUGACACUGUCUGUAGUUGCUGCUGAUACCAACACCAACAGGGUGUACCAGCCUUGUGCUGAUGCCAGGAUUAAGAGAUCUGAUGGCUUCACUUUUGGCAUUGCUUUCAGUUCCAGGGAUUCUUUCUUCUACAACCAGUCCCUCCAGCUCUCUCCCUGUGACCGCCGUCUCUCUCUCGCUUCCUCCAACUCACAGCUUGCUCUCUUCCGCCCCAAGGUUGAUGAGAUCUCUCUCCUCACCAUCAACACCUCCACUUUCUUCCCCGAUUCUUAUGGUGGAUACAUGGUGGCAUUUGCGGGAAGGAAAUACGCAGCACGUUCUCCCCUAGCAUUUGUUGCAAACAGCACAUACACCGUGACAAGUUUUACACUGGUGCUAGAGUUUCAAAAGGGUAGGCUACAUAACUUGUACUGGAAGAGAGACGGUUGUUCUUCAUGCAAGGGAAAAUCCAACUUUGUUUGCCUCAACAAACAAGACUGUGCAAUCAGAACAUCAUCUUGCAAAGGCAGAGGAGGUUCAGUGGAUUGUAGUCUUGGAAUUCAGCUGGCAUUUUCCGGCACAGACAAGCAUCUCUCAGUGCUUAAUUCAUGGUAUGAAGUGGAAAACAUGAGGCAGUACUCUCUUUAUGGCUUGUACUCCAAUCUCAGGGACUCUCUCACCAGCCAGUAUAACAAAUUCUUUUAACAACAGAAAAUAUCUUCCUCUAUAUUAUUUUGUUUGUUUGGGAUGGUAUUGUAACUUUUGUGACUAUUGUUCUUUGCCUUCUCAAUUACUUGCAACUUUGCACAUUUUUUGCUUACCAAUUUUUGUAUGUUAAGAACGUGUAUUGUGUACAUUUAAGUAGGCUGCAAAUGCCUUUAUUUGUUUUUCA